This is a messenger RNA of Thalassophryne amazonica, 2593 nucleotides long. RefSeq names its product solute carrier family 43 member 2b (gene slc43a2b). The transcript is spliced from 13 exons. The record is from RefSeq and is a predicted model, not a curated record. Lineage: Eukaryota; Metazoa; Chordata; Actinopteri; Batrachoidiformes; Batrachoididae. Gene Ontology annotation, biological process: neutral amino acid transport; transmembrane transport. The coding region runs from base 98 to 1882 and encodes 594 amino acids. Gene Ontology annotation, molecular function: L-amino acid transmembrane transporter activity; neutral L-amino acid transmembrane transporter activity.
GCCCGCAUCCUGACCGUCUGUCACUCAGGUCCUCCCUGUGUGCUCUUUGCUCUGUUCUUUUCUUUCUGCUUUGUCCUCUGCUUGUUUCCCCUCAAACAUGGCUCCAACUCUGGCCACGGCAUUUGCCAGGCGCUGGUGGAUGGCAGUGACUGCUAUCACUGAGAAUUUGCUCUUCUCGGCGGUGCUGUUGGGAUGGGGAUCACUCCUCAUAAUGCUUAAGUCAGAGGGCUUCUAUUCUUACCUUUGCAGUGAAGACGAUUCCUCAGGUAAUAGGUCCAGCUAUAAUCUGUCCUUACCACUGACGGUACCCACAUCGGAUGACUAUGAAUACUACAAUGGGGUGGACCAUGGAGAUGGGGUGGAGAUCAAUACCCUGGUCUCAGACGAAGGACCUCUGAGGAUGAAUGGCUGGCUGAUCUGUAAGGAACAGGAUGAAAUGCUGAACCUGGCAUUCACAGUGGGCUCAUUUCUGCUGUCGGCCAUCACCUUGCCACUGGGGAUUGUCAUGGAUAAAUAUGGGCCUCGUAAACUACGACUGCUCGGGAGUACGUGCUUCGGAUUAUCCUGUCUACUUAUUGCUUAUGGAGCCUACAAACCAAACGAACUCUCUGUUCUUAUCUUCAUUGCGUUAACUUUUAAUGGCUUUGGUGGAAUGUGCAUGACCUUCACAUCUCUCACAUUGCCUAACAUGUUUGGAAACCUUCGUUCCACCUUCAUUGCUUUGAUGAUCGGCUCCUAUGCCUCCUCUGCUGUUACCUUCCCUGGUGUCAAGGUGAUCUAUGACUUUGGCGUACCUUUCAUCACUAUUCUAGUCGUAUGGGCUGCUUGUGCCGGGAUGGUUUUCUUGAACUGUUUCCUCAACUGGCCAUUGGAACCAUUUCCAGGACCAGAGGACAUGGACUACACCGUAAAGAUCAAGUUCAGCUGGCUGGGGUUCGACCACAAAAUCACAGGGAAACAGUUUUACCGUCAGGUGACCACCGUGGGCCGCCGUCUCAGUGUGGGAACCAGUCUGAACCAGCGGGAGUCGAUUCAGCCAUCCGCAAAGGAAGGACAGAAGCUCUGCCUCUCCACCAUGGACCUGGAGGUGGACUGUAAUGAUCAAGACGAAUCCCAGUCAUUCAUGAAAAGUAUAGUCAGCCCGAUCUUCUUGCUCAGUCUGGUCACCAUGUCAAUCACACAGCUUCGUCUCUUGUUCUACAUGGGAGCCAUGAACAGUGUCCUGGAGUCACUCAGUGGUGGAGACCUCAGCACAGUGAGUCUGUACUCGUCGAUUUUUGGCGUGUUGCAGCUGCUGUGCCUGAUGACCACGCCUGUGAUUGGUCAGAUCAUGGACUGGAAGCUGAAGGAGUGUGAUGAUGGCAAAGAGGAAAAGAAAACCUACAACCCUGGCGAGCCAAAGAAAAAGCGCGGAGACAGAAAAACCCAGAAGGUGACCAAUGCCUUGCGGGCUUUCGUCCUAACAAACCUCUUGUUAGUCGGAUUUGGGAUCACUAGUUUAGUGCCUAAUCUCCCCCUGCAGAUCGUGUCCUUUAUCUUACACACAGUGGUGAGAGGAUUCAUUCACUCUGCCGUUGGCGGCCUCUAUGCUGCUGUCUAUCCGUCCUGUCAGUUUGGCAGUCUAACAGGCAUGCAGUCUCUGGUCAGUGCUGUGUUUGCUCUGCUGCAGCAGCCGCUGUUUCUGGCCAUGAUGGGACCCCUGGAGGGAGACCCACUCUGGGUCAACGUGGGUCUCCUGGUUCUCAGCAUGCUGGGCUUCUUGCUGCCUAUCUACUUGAUUUGCUACAGACGGAUGCUCUACCAAGAGCAGGAACGGAAAGAACACAUGGCGAAGAUCUUUAUUAAAAUCAACGGCACUGACAAACCUGAAGCUUUUGUCUAAGGAAACUUAAUUCCGUAAAAGCAGCAAAGGAAGACGAGGUGAUCCAGUGAUACAGACCCACAACAGCAAAUGCAAACAACUAAGAUGUUGGUUUAUUGAUUAGGAUAUCAUAAUGCAUUUGGUUGUUUUCAUACUAAAACAAACAAAACCCAUAAUACCACUCAUUAACCCAGUAGCCAACAGAGGCAAACUGAUGCUGUGGUUGUCACCGAUUUCACUGGACAGUCGCUGAGGAGAAAAAGGAAAAUCGGAGGGGGAAAGAUGCACACAAGAGAGGAAAGACUGUGAAAGCAAGGAAGGUGUUGGCCUUCUGCUUUGCCCCUAAUCCUCUGACUUUUUUUUAUUCCCUCCCUCCUGAAUCUGCAGCACAUUAGCGCAGCUCUAUUCCACUGAAGACUGUUUCUUGGUAAGGGAAGGAAACACAAACAGGCCGGUUUAUUUAGUGCGUCAACUUCCACCUGUGAGACCAAUAAGAGCAUUAAAUAAGCCUGGAAACAGAUUCCUUGCACAUCCCACAUCGUCAUAUUUAUCCAGGGAUUCCUUUGUUUUCUUGUGUUUAAAACGUUGACUGUAAAUCGUUGUGAUUGUGAACUCACAUGGUGCUACCUGUCUAUUCAUAAGGAUUUGCUUUAAUUGUUGUUUUGGAGAGGAAGUGUGGACUACGAGGCAUUAAUGAGUAUCAGGGAGAAGCGCAACACACAGUCACAUGAU